Molecule: messenger RNA, 1141 nt
Organism: Diabrotica virgifera virgifera (western corn rootworm)
Lineage: Eukaryota; Metazoa; Arthropoda; Insecta; Coleoptera; Chrysomelidae
Product: mitochondrial glutamate carrier 1
Exons: 7
Coding region: 125-1093 (322 amino acids)
Biological process (GO): malate-aspartate shuttle; aspartate transmembrane transport; L-glutamate transmembrane transport
Molecular function (GO): L-glutamate transmembrane transporter activity; L-aspartate transmembrane transporter activity
Source: RefSeq, a predicted model, not a curated record
CAAUAAUAUUUUAACAACCAUUAAUUUAUGUUCGACAAUAUUCGAUACAAAAUUUAAUGCCAAAAAUUAUAUACUAAGCAUGUUUUUUGAGGUUCUUAAUAAAAUUGUUAUCUUUAGUUAAAAAAUGGCUGAAAAACAAGCUACAUUUUCCAUUAUACCUAAAAUAAUUAAUGGAGGUAUUGCAGGACUCAUCGGGGUAACAUGUGUCUUCCCAAUAGAUUUGGUGAAGACCAGAUUACAGAAUCAACAAAUUGGACCUCAAGGUGAAAAGAUGUACGCAAACAUAUUAGAUGCAUUUAAAAAGACGUUUAAGACGGAAGGAUUUUUUGCACUGUAUAGAGGGGCCGGAGUUAAUUUACUAUUAAUAACGCCAGAAAAGGCAUUAAAGCUCGCAGCGAAUGAUUUUUUUAGAUACCAUUUAUCAACUGGAGGGGUAUUGCCAGUAUACAAGCAAGUCAUCGCUGGAGGUUUGGCAGGUUUAUGCCAACUGAUUAUAACGACACCAAUGGAACUUCUAAAGAUCCAAAUGCAAGAUGCGGGAAGGGUCGAGGCAGCUACAAAAAUGGGGAGUCAAGGACAACAGAUUAAAGAAAAACUGACAGCUACAAAAUUGGCUUUAAAUAUAAUUAAAACAGAUGGUAUCUUUGGCUUCUACAAAGGUACUGGUGCUACUGCCUUGAGAGAUGUAUCGUUUUCUAUGGUCUAUUUUCCCCUUUUCUUCGCAUUGAAUGAAUUAGGACCUAAAAGAGCCGAUAGUGAUACAAUCUUCUGGGCCACUUUUUUUGCUGGACUAGGUGCUGGUGGAGUUUCAGCGUUAAGUGUUACUCCUUUCGAUGUUGUUAAAACAAGACUGCAAACAGCAAAAAAAGCUGCAGGAGAAGAUUUUUACACAGGAAUACCAGAUGCUUUUAGGAGAAUAUUUCUAAAAGAAGGCCCAAAGGCGUUUUUUAAAGGAGGAUUUUGCAGAAUUUUGGUGAUCGCCCCCCUCUUUGGUAUAGCUCAAAUGGUGUAUUUUUUGGGUAUUGCUGAAUGGUUGCUAGGUGUUGACAAAUAUGCAAUAUUAAGAGAAGAGCAUAAAUCCAAAAAGAAUUAAAAAUAAUUGAAUAUUUUAAAUUUUUCAUUAUAUUUAUCGAUAUAUUAA